ACACAGUGUACCAGGGUGAGUGAGGAGCUGAGCACACUGACUUAACAGAGAUAUUAUACCUAAUGGGGCGUAACCAUGACAGUACUGGAGUUUGGAGAAGUAUAAAAAGAGGAAAGGUCACUGUGCGCACCUCAGUCGUUGACAGAAACUGAAGCAGACAAGUCAGUGAGACUGCAGAGCAGAGCAGGAAAAUGAAGUUGUUGAUUCUGGCGUUAGCCCUCAUCCUGCUGUUUACAGCUGGCGGAGCUCUGGACUGCCAUCGCUGCGUCCCAAGUCGGGCCGGAGGAACCUGUCAGACCUCCGUUGAGACUUGUAAACCAAAUAAGAAUGCUUGUAUUGCUGCCAGAUUCCUCCGACAACCAUUUGGCCAUUUUCAGAGGUGCAUUGCCUACUCGGACUGCAAAAUGCUUGAGGCGAACGCCUACAUAGAUGUAAAGUGCUGCACCGAAGACAUGUGCAAUACCUCUAAAAUUUGAAAUUAAAAAAAAGUGUCCAGCUGAGCAUCAAGGCCGUAACCGUGAAUGGGUCCCAAGGCAGACUGCAGCUUCUGUGAGCAUUUGGUAAAGACAUACUCCGUCACUGAGGAAUAAAAGAGUAAAAAAGGAGAAAAA
Messenger RNA from Xiphophorus maculatus (southern platyfish), 611 nucleotides. It is a transcript of the gene ly97.3, whose product is annotated as CD59 glycoprotein-like. The coding region runs from base 192 to 476 and encodes 94 amino acids. The record is from RefSeq and is a predicted model, not a curated record. NCBI's taxonomy places the organism in Eukaryota, Metazoa, Chordata, Actinopteri, Cyprinodontiformes, Poeciliidae. The transcript is spliced from 4 exons.